Molecule: messenger RNA, 903 nt
Organism: Dichomitus squalens LYAD-421 SS1
Lineage: Eukaryota; Fungi; Basidiomycota; Agaricomycetes; Polyporales; Polyporaceae
Exons: 7
Coding region: 43-654 (203 amino acids)
Biological process (GO): regulation of vacuole fusion, non-autophagic
Cellular component (GO): fungal-type vacuole membrane; late endosome; vacuole
Molecular function (GO): GTP binding; GTPase activity
Source: RefSeq, a predicted model, not a curated record
CCCCCGUUCCUGCUCUGUCUCGUGCCACCACUCCGCAUCAUAAUGGGUCGCGUUCUUCUCAAGGUUAUCAUCCUGGGCGAUAGCGGGGUCGGCAAGACCUCGCUCAUGAACCAGUAUGUCAACAAGCGCUUCAGCAACCAGUACAAGGCCACUAUUGGCGCAGACUUCCUGACGAAGGAGGUAAUGGUGGAUGACAGGCUCGUUACGAUGCAGCUGUGGGACACGGCGGGCCAGGAACGUUUCCAGUCACUGGGCGUAGCAUUCUACCGUGGCGCAGACUGUUGCGUGCUGGUCUACGACGUCAACAGCGCCAAGUCCUUUGAGACACUCGACAGCUGGCGCGACGAGUUUCUCAUCCAGGCUAGCCCACACGAUCCAGAGAACUUCCCCUUCGUCGUCCUCGGGAACAAGAUUGAUAUGGAGGAGAGCAAGCGUCAGGUCACCCAGAAGCGUGCCAUGACCUGGUGCCAAUCCAAGGGGAACAUACCGUACUUCGAGACGUCGGCGAAGGAGGCUAUCAACGUCGAGCAGGCGUUCCAGACUGUCGCCAAGAACGCGCUGCAGCAGGAGCAGGAUGAUCAAUUGUAUGUCGACUAUCCGGACCCAAUCCGGAUUGACUCGGAGAGCUCUCAGGGCGGUAGCUGCAGCUGCUGAGUGCGUGGUGAGCGUUUGCCGCUAUCUUCGCGGACUAGUCUAUUGUCCGUUGAUGUUGAUGUCACUUGAGGACAACCUGUUACCCCUUACUUCAAUUGCCACGUCUUUGUCAACUUAAGGCCACGCUUUACAAUAAUUUACCGCUCCCCUUCGUCGCUGUUUCGUUUUUGCACUUGUACAUCCGUAAACGUAGCUAUCUGAACGAGUAUCGGUGUUGGAAUAGCACGGGAAAGCCUUGGGCGAGAUGGG